Molecule: messenger RNA, 1716 nt
Organism: Loa loa (African eye worm)
Lineage: Eukaryota; Metazoa; Nematoda; Chromadorea; Rhabditida; Onchocercidae
Exons: 7
Coding region: 1-1716 (571 amino acids)
Molecular function (GO): RNA polymerase II CTD heptapeptide repeat phosphatase activity
Source: RefSeq, a predicted model, not a curated record
AUGAAAAAAACCGAUGAAUCGAACAAUCAAUCACAGGAAGGUUCUUCGUUGGUAAUUCAUGGCUUACGGCGUUUCAGUGUACGACAGGGAACAAGCAACAAUUCUUUAAACUGCAAAGGUAUAGAAGUGUCCGGUACCUCGAAGUCUUUAUACCAGAACGGUGAAGUUUUGGAUUCGUGGCACAAUGCAGAAGACGAUGUGAGUGCAACUCCUUUUUGGAAUCAUGAUGAUAUGGAAAGAACGAGAAAUGACAUUUCCUUACUCAAAAGUGUUGUUACAAAUAGUUAUACUGGCAUGACGCCUGGCAGCAGCAUGAAUUCGAGUGAAGUAAACCAUAGCAGAGCAGAUGGAACAACUUCACAACGACUGCAAAAAUUCGUUCCAUGUGGUUAUGCUCCUAAUCGCUUCCCAGUAACUCUUACUUCUAUACCUCGUUCAUGUUGGCCAAAAACCUGUUAUGGGGAUCCAGCCCAUACUUUUUCCGGUACCAUUACUUUGCCUUCUACAAGAAUUGUUCCUGCUUCUUCGUCUACGACGCAGUCAGUACCGUCUACAUCCGGUCUUGGUACAUUAUCAGCUAACGAACAGAUUAUUUAUCCAAAGUCGCCGUCAACAUCCAACAGUGGUCCUCGUAACAAAUCCCAGACACUACUGGUCGGGUUACUUCGUCGAAUUAAUAAUGGUACUAGUACUUCCAGUGUGUUAGAGGCCGAGCAUAAAAAAAUCAGCAAAAUUGAUUUAGGAAGCGAAUUUUUCUAUCGGAAAUUAUCUUUUCCGAAAUAUAGUGCUGUGAAAGAGUGUACCAGUGCUGAUAGCAGAAAGUCACAGAAAGAAAAACUCGAUAAAAAAGGUGCUGUGGAAGGUGCUAACAGUAGGCGUGAUACACUGUUAAUUUGGUCAGUAUCUAAGGAUAAAGAAGCAGAAAAUAUCCGAAAUAAAUCGUCGAAAAGUUUUUUGUCACGUGGCAAGCCGCACAUGCCUAAAUUUCUUCAGUCAUUUUGCUGUUGUAUACGAUCCGAAACUGCUAUUAAAGCAAAACGACGAAUACUUCAUUCGGUCCCCUCAACUUCAACUCCACAGUCACUGAUUACUCAGGUAACAAAAAAUUCUCAAAACGGGACAAACAUAAACGGAACAAGUGUCAGUGUGAAUGAUUCCUAUUCAGCUGAUAGUUAUAAUGAUACCAGAGAAUACGUUCCUAUGCAGCUCUGCGACAAAUUGCUACUACCUCCAGUGCGUCCGUGUGAUGGAGAUAAAAAAUGUCUCAUUAUUGAUUUGGAUGAAACAUUGGUGCAUUCUUCUUUCAAGCCGGUGAAGAAUCCCGACUUUAUAAUACCGGUUGAGAUCGAUAAUGUUAUUCAUCAAGUUUAUGUAUUGAAACGGCCUUAUGUGGAUGAGUUUCUAGAAAGGAUAGGUGACAAGUUUGAGUGUGUAUUGUUCACAGCCAGUCUUGCCAAAUAUGCCGAUCCAGUUGCUGAUUUCUUGGAUAAAAGAGGUGUGUUUCGUGCACGACUAUUUCGAGAAUCUUGCGUUUUUCAUAAGGGUAAUUACGUCAAGGAUUUAACAAGGCUUGGGCGCGAUUUAAAAAAAGUGAUCAUUGUGGAUAAUUCACCGGCUAGCUACGCUUUUCACCCCGAUAAUGCAGUAUGUUUCCUACUUCAUCUUUUUUUUUCAUUGUCUAGUGGUGGGGAAACAUUUUCAUUUUUGACGCUGUGA